UCUCUCUCUCUGAAUCCUCAAGAUAUAGCUAGGAGCUGCGCUCCCUCUCGCUCUCUUGCUCACACACACCUCUCGCUGUCUCCUCGGCUUGCCUCACUAAUCACUGCACCUCCACCACCAUACCACCACUACUAGUACCUCCCCCAUAUGCUUGCUUCCCUCUCGAUCCCUCUCCUCCUCCCUCCCGUUUCAUAAGCCCACAGCCAGCCACAGCGCCAAGAACAAUCGAGCUACUACACCAUCGAUCUAUCUCCCACAGGCAGCAAGGCAGUACAGCGUAGCGCCUAUGUCGGGCGAGUUCCAGUUCCACGACGAGCUCGCGUCGCUCUUCACGCAGCGGCCGGGGCCGGGGAUGCAGCAGCAGGAGCAGCAGGCCUCCUGGCUCGCCGACUACCUGCAGACGCCCAUGGACUACGAUCUGCUGUGCAGGGCGCUGGAGCUGCCGGCCGCGGAGGACGUCGUCAAGAGGGAGCUGGUGGUGGACACCACGCCAAGCGGCGGCGGCGCCCUCACUCCCAGCGCCGGCGGGGGGACGCCCAACGCCACGUCGUCCAUGUCGUCCUCGUCGAGCGAGGCCGGCGGAGGCCUCUGCGCCGGAGAGGGGGACUCGGCGGGGAGGUGCAAGAAGGAGGACGGCGACGGGGAGGACGGCAAGGGGGGAGACGAGGGUGACAAGAGCAAGAAAGGGUCUGCGGCUAAGGGCGGCAAGGCGGGCAAGGGCGAGAAGCGUCCGCGGCAGCCGCGGUUCGCCUUCAUGACCAAGAGCGAGGUCGACCACCUCGAGGACGGCUACCGCUGGCGCAAGUACGGCCAGAAGGCCGUCAAGAACAGCCCAUAUCCCAGGAGCUACUACCGAUGCACGACGCAGAAGUGUGUGGUGAAGAAGAGAGUGGAGCGGUCGUUCCAGGACCCGGCGGUGGUGAUCACCACGUACGAGGGCAAGCACACGCACCCCAUCCCCUCCGCUCUCCGUGGCAGCACGCACCUCCUCGCCGCCCAGGCGGCGCACCUGCAUCACCAGCACCACGGCCACCUCGGCAUGCUGCCGCAGAUGGGCAUGGGCGGCCGCGCCGGAUCGCCGUUCGGCCGGAGCAGCGGCGGCGGCAUCGACGUGCUGGGCGGCCUCCUGCAGCCGCGCGCCCACCACGGCAUGACGCCGCCGAUGAUCGGCGCUGGCGCGGGCCACCAGGCGUCGACCCAGGGUCUGCCCGGCUCAAUCAGCAGCGUGGCGAGCGCCACCGCCUCGUCUCCUCCGUCGCUCCAGAUGCAGCACUUCAUGGCGCCGGACUUCGGGCUCCUGCAGGACAUGCUGCCGUCCUUCAUCCACGGCGCCGGCGGCAACAACAACAACAACCAGCCCUCAUCACCGUAUGGGAAGCUUCAUUAGUUAGCUAGCUAUAGCUAGAGAUAAUUAUGAGAUUUGGUUGGUUCUUGCUGCCUUAUUAACAUCCCCCAAUCGAUCUUGUUUUCCUUGAUUGUCUUCACUUCUUGAUUUGUUUCCUUCCUCGAUCGAUCCCGUGCUGCGAGAUGGUACAGAAUGAGUUUUUUCUGGGCCUCGUAUCAUUUCGAUGGAUCUAGCUCGCUAGCUAUCUAGCUUUUAGCAGUCAGUGUACUAGCAGUUCUUGUACAUGAAAGUACCUAAUUCCCCAUCUCAUGCAUAUAUUGCACUAUGUCGCCGGUACUGGCCAUGCAUGCAUGAGCUAUAUGUAUGACAAUUUUAUGCUCCUUGUGUC
Molecule: messenger RNA, 1733 nt
Organism: Aegilops tauschii subsp. strangulata
Lineage: Eukaryota; Viridiplantae; Streptophyta; Magnoliopsida; Poales; Poaceae
Biological process (GO): regulation of DNA-templated transcription
Molecular function (GO): DNA-binding transcription factor activity; sequence-specific DNA binding
Source: RefSeq, a predicted model, not a curated record